Messenger RNA from Exophiala xenobiotica, 3273 nucleotides. RefSeq lists its product as uncharacterized. The record is from RefSeq and is a predicted model, not a curated record. Lineage: Eukaryota; Fungi; Ascomycota; Eurotiomycetes; Chaetothyriales; Herpotrichiellaceae. The coding region runs from base 541 to 2217 and encodes 558 amino acids. The transcript has a single exon.
GACUCGGACCUGCAUGCAAGCUAUCUCGUAAAUGGCAUGAAUCGCCUGCAUCUUCAUUGCCACACUCGUCCCACGGCGCCAGCCGCGCUCAAACUGCACUUUGAUGUCUGAGCCUCCGCACAUGGCACCAGACCGAGCAGCCUCUCGAAGGCUGUACGCAAAAUCGAGUCGGCCUCGCACCGGAAACGAAUCUUAACGUCACAGCCGCCAUCAAUCCUGCCCAGGUGCGAAGGUUGCCAUACCUGCGCCUCCGAGGCAGAGGAAUUGCCAACAGCAAGACACCCCACUCCUGCGCCCGAUCUGUGUGCACAACCAAACGAAGGCGACCGUUCAAGAAAGGCGACGCCGUCGCCGGUAAAUCGAGGCGGCAGCAAACAUACGACGGAGAACCGCCUACGGGCUGUGAAGAAAGUCGAUUUGUUAUGAGCGCAGUCUCGAAGGCAGCGCCGCAUAAGGAUUCUUUUGGAUACGGAAGACCGCGAGGACUGCGAUGACAUGGUUUGACAGCAAGACAGAAGAGGCUCAAAGAAUACAAGUCCAAUGGUUUCGCGUGCCGAAGUCGCUGAGCGCUCUCAAGGCCCGGCCUCAGUCGCUUCUCGAACUUCCCGAUCCAGACACCAUCACCAUCGAGGCAGGUCACACCAGGGCGGCCUUGCGCAAGCUCCUCUCAAUGAGUUCCCAUUUUUCACGCAAUCCGGCGACGUCGAGAUAGUAAUAGCAUGUGACGGACAAGAGAAAAAGUAUCUCCUCCACAGAUUCACACUUGCACAGUUCUCAGGCUUCUUCGAGGCAAGCACUAGUGAAGAAUGGUCGCGCGCACAGGUCGUUCCACAUACGCGACCAGACCAUGCGCUCAGCGCCAUCGGCGAGGAAUCUUCACAGGUUAGUGCCACACCGGCGGCACCGUCUACGUUGAUCAAUCCUCCACGACGGCGAUGGCGGUACGAACUAGACUGGGAGAACCUCGAAGACAAUGAUGACGAGCCUAUCCUCGCGCAGAGGACCCCAGAAGGCGCGUUAUUCUUACCAUCUCAACCACCUCCACCACCUUACCAAGCAGAGCCACAGCGCCGGCCUCGCCCACAACCAACACAUACCUCGUUUUUCAGAUCCAUGGCAAAUCUCGCCCUUUCACAUCAUGGCCCAGCCUCGCAAUCUACAGCCCAAUUCCCCGUCAGUCCAGAUCCAGUCCUGACGAAUCCCCUGCUGCGCGAUUACGAUAACCUCUUUCGCAUCUUCUACAAUUACCCGCCUCUCCUGAAUGCCACGAACAUUGCAUCCGCCUACUCGGAGUGCAAAGCCCUCCUCGCCCUGGCGGACAUGUACGACGCGCUCCCCGUCGUCGGGUCCCGGAUCGACCACCACCUUCUACGCUUCUCGAGUCGCCUGUUCAAGCAGAUCGCAAAGUAUCCUCCUUCAUACCUGAAACUCGGCUACCUUGCGCGCAGUCGGACUAUCUUCUCCGAAGCGUUGGCACACGUCGUUGGUCAAUGGCCCGUGGCUUUGCCCUAUAUUAAGUCUCCCGACCCGAGCGGUGGAGGCUACGAGGUACCGCAGAGUGUGAUCGACUUGAUCGAGGAUAAAGUGGAUGAGUUGGAAGAGUUGAAGUUACGGGUUGAGACUAAGCUAUUUAGACUGACACUUACCACGAGCCGUGGUGAACGGGUGAAUCCGGUGAAUGAUUACCUCGGGUGGCUGGCGAUGAGCCUGUGGAGGCAGUGGCUUGCAGAGAACACGACGCCCGAGGUUAGGGGGAUUCUGAAAAACUUGGCGAGUUCCAGGCCGGGAAGCGCAAAUACAGGCAGUCAUACACAGUCGGGAAGACCGUCUGUUGGAGCGGCGGGUGGUGCAGGAGGGCAGACUGCGACGGCAAUGGCCAACCAACCGCCACCACCUAUGAAUACAGGCCGAAUAUUUAGGAUGAUUGGAUCAACAAACCAGGAAGCAUUUUUGCCGCGGGACGAGUUGAAGAGAUUCCUCAAGCUACAGCCGCCGGGCCACCCUAGUUCUUCGGCGGUGUAUACAAGAGACAACUUGAGACGGUUUGAGAGGAAGAUUGACGAGAUCAAGAAUGUCGCACGGGAUCUUGUGAAGCCGUUGACAAGGAAUUGUUUGGAACUUGAUCUCAGGAGUUUGAGCGACGGCCAAGGUGGAGGGUUGGGCUAUUUGACCUGCAUGAAGUGUGAAGAGGGGGAUAUUCCUUGGGAGAUCUGCUGAUGGAACCGAGCGGAGACUCUACUGGGCCGCAAUCCCCACGACGAAGGGACAUAGAGGCCUCAUUCAAGACUCAGGCGUGAGCUGUGCGAGGAUAUCGUGAACGUGUCCACCAGCGAUAGGGGCCAGCAACUGCGGGCAGGCCCUGGCAACGAUGUCCCUGGUCUCGAGUCUACGGAAAGUGGCGGAUCAGUCGGCUUGAGCAUUCUUAUCCCCCUCUCCGCCAGAGUAUUGCGGUCUGGGAGAUGCCACGAGUGACACUUGGCAAUGUCGGGAUCGAAAAGGCCAUUUGUCUGCGACAAAUUGGAUGGAAGACAAACGAGCCUUCUUCAUUCAAGGCUCGAUUGUCUUUGACUCCUUCCACCCCAGGAACCGAGAAAAUCCGCCUUGUCCUAUGGAACGCCAUCGAUUUCGUUCUCUACUCCCUUUUGUCAAUUCGUCUACUCAGGGAUAUCGACAGUGGCCUGGCGUUCUUCCAAACACAUGUAAUCCACCACCACAAGAUAACAGUCCUGUCUCUGCCACUGAACUGGCAAGAUUUGCUAAGGCACUUCGGCUACUUACUUCUCCAUCACCCUCUCCCAUCAUCUAAACUACCGCCGGAAGCUCAACGCCGCGAACGUUACAGAAACCCUUGUCUCACAAACCUACGUACGACAUGACAGCCGAUCUUUUCAAGCUGCUCCGGCCCCGAUGAAUUUGGACAUUUCCGAAUGAAUGCAUUAACGUUUGACGUUGACGACUUACGAAUCUCAUUUUCAUUCUCCCCUUGUCUCUACCGUCUAUGCAGGAUUUUCAACUUGCAGCUAGGCGUAGCGAAUCAGAAGCAUUCAUGUCAAUCAUAUGUUCUAUUUGUAUCCUGUUUGUUGUCCGAAAUGUCAGGAAGGUCUUUUAUGGGUAUACCACCGUCCAGCGACUUUUAGCGCCCUGCAAAUAAAAAAAACCAUGUCUCAUUGUCUAUUUUCCACUUCUCAUUGACUUCUACCACGCCUGACCGUGCUGGGAUACUGGGACAUGGAACUUUCAGUCUGAGGCGGGCGACGAAUUGAUAUGGAUUGG